AGCGUGGGCUGCUGCUUGUUGAUGGGCUUUGAUUCUUCCAACUUUGAGCUCGAGGUUCUCUUCUCAAGUGUUCGUUCUUUUGCAUUUGCAAGCCGUAGUGCUGCUUCCAUUCGUUGUGUAUCUGCCCUUUUGAGUCCAUUGACUCGAUCCAUUCGCUCAUUGCCAAUUCACUUCAUACAGUCUUUACGAGAGCCUUUGCUUGAAACGCCCAAACCGGUCGAACCGAACAAACAUCAGCCAUGAAGUCCUUCGUGUCCAUCCUGCCCCUUGCAGCUUUUGCCGCUGCUGCGGACGUUUGCACUCAGCGGACAGUUACCCAAACUGAGGUCAACACGGUGACUGUCACUGUCCCGGCUGUCCCAAGUUCCUCUUCUGUGGCUGCUGCAGAAGUUACUGAGACGGUCUACGUGACCCACUCAGCUGGUCCGCAGAAGUCGCACCACCCUCAUCAACCACACUUCUCGCACUAUCCGUUCCCGAACGGAACGUCCAACUAUACCGCUGCUCCAGCACCAACUUAUACCCCGACCACCCUACCAACCGUCUCUUUCGUGCUCCCUUCGUCGGUGGAGACAAUCUACCUCUCUCCUUCGCCUGUGGAGUCCCCGGCCGACAGUGCAACAGCGGCGCCUAGCGAACCUGCUGCCAUCCCUACUUCUGAGGCCGCGGUCGUUUCUUCAGCCGCCCCGGCCACACCUUCCGCGCCGGCUGCGUCAGAUGAUUCCGUCGAUAGCGAGGCCGCUUCGAUCUCUGGCACAGCUACUUUCUAUGGCGGCAAUAUUGCAGGAGGUCACUGCUCGUUCAGCGGCUAUACUCUGCCCUCUGGAAUCUUCGGAACGGCGUAUGGUGGGAACUGGGAUGCGUCGGAGUGCGGUGCGUGCGUUUCGGUGACGGGACCAAACGGUAACUCGAUCAAGGCGAUGAUCGUUGACCAAUGCCCCGAAUGCGACGCCUCCCAUCUCGACCUCUUCCAAAACGCCUUUACCCAGCUUGCUCCCGCUUCGAAGGGCGUCAUUGACAUCUCCUACGCCAUUGUCCCCUGCGGCAUCACUUCGCCCAUCAUCCUGAAGAACAAGGAGGGGACCUCGCCUUAUUGGUUCUCCAUGCAAGUGAUGAACAGCAACGUCGCCAUCUCCAAGUUCGAGGUGUCGACCGACGGCGGCUCGACCUGGAAGGCUACCACCCGCCAACCAUACAACUUCUUCGAGAACGCGAGCGGGUUCGGCACGAAUACGGUUGAUGUUAAGGUUACGAGCGUGAAUGGGCAGAGUAUCACGGUGAAGGGUGUUAGUGUGGCGGCGAGCUCGACGAAGACUGCUAGCAGCAACUUCUCGUAGAUUCGCAGAAGGAGAGGAGCAUAUGGGUGCUCUGUUUUCGCUUCGUUUCGCUUCUUCUGGCGACGGCGUAUCUUGAUGAUUGGACCGACGAUUUCUGAUGUUUAACUUCUAAACACCUUUCGCUUCCUGUAUGUAUUAGCCAACCUUUCAAGAAGAACAAAGUU
This is a messenger RNA of Trematosphaeria pertusa, 1501 nucleotides long. RefSeq names its product carbohydrate-binding module family 63 protein. The transcript is spliced from 2 exons. Lineage: Eukaryota; Fungi; Ascomycota; Dothideomycetes; Pleosporales; Trematosphaeriaceae. The coding region runs from base 240 to 1337 and encodes 365 amino acids. The record is from RefSeq and is a predicted model, not a curated record.